Thalassophryne amazonica is the source of this 939-nucleotide messenger RNA. Its product is annotated as myosin light chain 4-like. NCBI's taxonomy places the organism in Eukaryota, Metazoa, Chordata, Actinopteri, Batrachoidiformes, Batrachoididae. The record is from RefSeq and is a predicted model, not a curated record. The transcript has a single exon. Gene Ontology annotation, cellular component: myosin II complex. Gene Ontology annotation, molecular function: calcium ion binding. Bases 68 to 676 code for a protein of 202 amino acids.
UGCUUGGGUACUACUUCCAGACUCUUAGUUGCCUGUUUCUCAGCUCACCUCUGAAAUCCAUAGCAUUAUGCCCCCAAAGAAGAUCGAGCCCAAGAAGCCAGAGCCCAAAAAGCCAGAGGUGAAGAAGGAUGCGGCUCCAGUGAGUAAGCCGGCACCGCCUCCGGAACCAGAGCCCCAAGUUCCCAAGGAACCAGACUUUGACCCCAAGAGCAUCACUCUUGAGUACACCUCUGAGCAGAUCGAGGAGUUCAAGGAGGCGUUCACCUUGUUUGACCGCACACCCACUGGAGAGAUGAAGAUUACGUACGGCCAGUGCGGGGAUGUGAUGCGGGCUUUGGGCCAGAACCCUACAAAUGCAGAUGUGCUGAAGGUACUCGGGAAACCACGACCAGAGGACAUGAGCACCAAAAUGGUGGACUUUGAGACCUUCUUGCCGAUGCUGCAACACAUCUCGCGAGCAAAAGACAAAGGCAACUUUGAAGAUUUUGUGGAGGGGCUCCGGGUUUUUGACAAAGAAGGGAACGGCACCAUCAUGGGAGCGGAGCUGCGUCACGUGCUGGCUACGCUGGGAGAGAGGAUGACCGAAGACGAAGUCGACAGACUGAUGUCGGGGCAGGAGGACGCCAACGGGUGCAUUAACUACGCCUCCUUUGUAAAGCAUAUUCUCUCCGGGUGAAUCGGACAUUAAAAAUAAAGACUUCACUGAUAUAAUCGCAUUCUGGAUACUUGUUGAAUGAUUGUCAUUUUAGUGACGAGCAUCUCACUGUGCAUGAAAUUAUUCUGAAGCUGUCACCGGUGAACAAUCAGUGAAAGAAUGUUGCCUGUAAAACCCCAUGAUUUGUUUUUGUAAACUCUCUGAAAUUUAAUGAAAUGCCAAAGAGAAAAUAUGGACAGCCAUUAACAAGGAGACAUUACAAAUAAAAUGUCAUUGCAAACAGC